Messenger RNA from Culicoides brevitarsis, 3186 nucleotides. RefSeq names its product lysosomal alpha-mannosidase-like. Lineage: Eukaryota; Metazoa; Arthropoda; Insecta; Diptera; Ceratopogonidae. The transcript is spliced from 5 exons. Gene Ontology annotation, molecular function: carbohydrate binding; alpha-mannosidase activity. The record is from RefSeq and is a predicted model, not a curated record. Bases 1 to 3186 code for a protein of 1061 amino acids. Gene Ontology annotation, biological process: mannose metabolic process. Gene Ontology annotation, cellular component: lysosome.
AUGAAGAAGCUGAUUUUCUUGAUUUUUAUAACGGGCUUAAGCUUUUUUGCCGAAGCUCGACCAAAUUUAAAGAAGUUUUCUGAAACAAAAGAACGCGUUUGUGGCUAUGAUGGAUGCCCUGUUCCAAAGCCUGGAAUGAUCAAUGUUCACAUGGUACCUCACACCCAUGAUGAUGCUGGAUGGUUGAAGACAGUGGAUCAGUAUUACUAUGGCAGCAAAAAUACAAUUCAGAAGGCUGGAGUGCAGUACAUUAUUGAUUCUGUGAUUCAGGAAUUGCUUAAGGAUCCGGAAAAGAGAUUCAUUUAUGUUGAAUCUGCUUUCUUUUCGAUGUGGUGGAAGGAACAAACGCCUGAAUUGCAGGAGCAAGUUAAGGAACUUGUGAAUGAAGGGCGGCUUGAGUUUAUUGGAGGUGCCUGGAGUAUGAAUGACGAAGCUGGUGUCCAUUACAACAGCGUAAUCGACCAUUUCACGCACGGCCUGAAAUUCCUCAGUGACAAUUUCGGCACCUGUGGUCGUCCCCGCAUCGGAUGGCAAAUUGAUCCCUUUGGUCAUUCGCGUGAACAAGCCUCACUUUUCGCUCAAAUGGGCUACGACGGCAUGUUCUUCGGUCGCAUCGAUUACCAGGACAAAGAACUCCGCCUGGCAAACAAGGAAAUGGAGAUGAUUUGGCACGCCAGCAAAGAUCUCGGCGAAUCCAGUGACAUUUUUGCCGGUGUCUUACAUAACUUGUACCAACCGCCAAGUGGCUUUUGCUUCGAUAUCUUGUGCGAUAACGAGCCAAUCAUCGAUAACCCCAAAAGUGCGGAUUACAAUGUCAUUGAACGCGUCGAUACGUGGUUCGAGUUUGUGCGAAACCAAUCGGAGAGUUAUCGCACAAACAACAUCAUCAUGACGAUGGGUGGCGAUUUCACGUACAUGGAUGCUGGCGCAUACUACAAGAACAUGGACAAGUUGAUCAAGUACGCAAAUGAACGCAAUGAGAAUAUCAACAUGUUCUAUUCGACUCCAUCGUGUUACUUGAAAGCACUUCACGAUGCUGAUGUCACGUGGCCCGAAAAAUCCGACGAUUUCUUCCCUUAUGCCUCGGAUUUGCAUUCCUAUUGGACGGGAUAUUUCACUUCACGUCCCACCCAGAAACGGUAUGAACGCAUGGGAAAUCAUCUUUUGCAGGUUUGUAAGCAACUUUCGUCCUUUGCCUUGAAACACAACGACGAAUUUAUCCCGCAUUUGAACGAAUUGCGUGAAAUUAUGGGAGUUAUGCAGCAUCACGAUGCCAUCACGGGAACGGAAAAGCAAAAAGUUGCCCAAGAUUAUGCUCGUUCAAUGGCAAGAGGCAUCGAAUCGUGCAGUUCGAACAUUAAAAAUGUCUUGAAUCAACUUACCACGCGUCAAACGGAUCGUCCUGAACCAGCACCUUUUGGUUUCACAAUGUGUCCUAAUUUGAAUAUUAGCAGUUGUGAAGUUACAGAAAGAUCGAAGGAAUUUAUCGUCACUGUCUAUAAUCCAUUGGCCCAUUCUGCCUUUGAAUAUAUUCGAGUUCCAGUUGUGGGAGACAAAUUUUUAGUCAAAGAUUACAGAAAUGUUGAGAUUCGUCAUCAAAUGGUCCCGAUCCCAGCUACGGUGAGAAAUUAUGACAUGAGAUCGAGUGAAGCUACGCACGAACUUGUCUUUAUGGCGCCAGAAAUUCCAGCAUUGGGAUUCAAAGGAUUUUAUGUUACAAAAUUAGAAGAAGAUCAAGUUGAGGAAUUACCAAAGACUGAUCCCCAAGAAAACUUAAUUGUUGAGGAAAUGUCAGCUGAUGAACCAGAAAAGGCUGAAAAAGUCACCAUCGGAAACAAUUUCUUCACUUUAUCCUUCGACGAAUACGGAUUACUCGAGUCUCUCACCACCGUUGAAGGCGAAGAACAUCGUCUCGCUCAAAACUUCUUCUACUACCAAGGUUACCUCGGAAACAAUUGGAUCCCCAAAAAUCGUUCCUCGGGUGCUUACAUCUUCCGUCCCAACGGCACUGAAAAAUUCGUCGCCUCUCGUGCCUCAAUCGAAGUCGUUCGUGGCUUGCAUGUCGAGGAAGUUCGUCAAGUCUUCAACGAUUGGGUCUCGCAAGUGAUCCGCGUUUAUCGCGACGAAAAUCACAUCGAGUUCGAAUGGAUGGUUGGACCAAUUCCCGUUGAAGAUGGCAUCGGCAAGGAAGUUGUGUCGCGUUUUUAUUCCACUGUGCAUAACGAUGAUGUCUUCUACACGGAUGCGAAUGGUCGCCAAAUGGUUAAACGCGUGAGAAAUUAUCGCGAAACGUGGCCCGUUAACAUUGGAGAAAGCGUUGCUGGAAAUUAUUAUCCUGUAACGGCUAAAAUUAUGAUAGAAGAUGAUGAAAAUCGGUUUGCAGUGUUGAAUGAUCGCGCUCAAGGUGGCAGUAGUUUGUUCGAUGGAUCCAUUGAACUCAUGGUUCAUCGUAGAUUACUCAAAGACGAUGCGUUUGGGGUUGAAGAAGCCUUGAACGAAACGGAAUCCAACUCCAAAGGAAUUGUCGCACGUGGAAAACACUGGGUUGUCAUCGGUAAAAAGACAAAUACCAACAAAUUGGGAUGGACAGCAGCAGCACGAGAGCGAUUCUUACAAAAUGAGAAACUUUUACCGCCAGUUCCGUUCUUCAGUGAUGCUUCAAACACGAAUUACACACAUUGGAUGCAACGUUAUUCGAACAUUUGGUCCGUGAUGGCACUUCCCCUCCCCCGAAACCUGCACAUGUUAACUUUUGAGCCAUGGAAUCAAGAUAAACUCUACGGUCAUCAAUACAUCGUCCGUUUCGAGCAUCUUUUUGAAAGCGACGAAGAUCCAGAGUACUCGAAACCCAUCAGAUUCAACUUCCAAGAUGCCUUCCGUGAUUUGGAUGUUCAAUGGAUCAAAGAAACUACGUUGGCUGGCAAUCAAUGGAUCAAUGAAGCAACUCGUUUCAAAUUCAGACCAGAUUCGGAGAAAGAUUCGAGCAAAGAAUUCUCUAAAUAUGAGUCGAUGAUGCGAAAAGUCACAAAUUUGGAAGAUUUUGUCGAUGCGAAGUCAUUUGGAGGUGAAGUCGAAAAAAUGGAAAGAAAUGCAAGAAGCGUCGCCUUCGACUAUGAAAUCACGUUGGAGCCAAUGCAGAUUCGUACGUUCAUUGUAAAGAUGAAUCCAGAAAUUUAUGAUAAAUAA